CUAGAAACACUGCAUUUCCUGCCAUUUACUCAUCUCACCCUCGAAUAAGAGUGCAGCCUGCCAUACAUCCUCUUUACCUUAUUCAUCUAUAUACUCAACGACCACCGAUUGGGAUAGCGGCAACUUCUCUUGCAAGUCCAUACAAAAUGCGCGCCCAGAGAAGCCUGAUCCAGAACCUGGCCAUGGUGGUAUUAGCGAUUCCAUGUGCUCUUGCAGAUCUCCAUAACGUAGCAGUUUGCGUGACAAACAGAGUCGAAGCGCCAGUCGGUGGAACUGGAUGGAGUGUUAGCUAUAACUGGGCCAAGAACUACGAAAUCCUCCCAGAUGCGACCAAGUGCGCCUGUGAUUACUACCGGAACCGCGACACUGGCAAUAAUCAGUGGGAUAUCUGCCCUGACUGCACUUUUGACGGCAUUGGCUGUAACUCGGCUGGUUGGCACAUCGGUGGCGACGAGAUGAAUUACUACUGCUCAAAAAAAUGUGGUGCUCAGGGCUCUGAAGCAAACUAAUCUUAAGUCGUUAUCCUACCAUACAGUUGUUUGGCCAAAUAAAGUUCUAGCACCGGCCAUAGAAGUGUGUUUCGCGCAAAGGCAUGAGGACUAUAUAAGAUAAUAAGAGAU
Molecule: messenger RNA, 620 nt
Organism: Truncatella angustata
Lineage: Eukaryota; Fungi; Ascomycota; Sordariomycetes; Amphisphaeriales; Sporocadaceae
Exons: 4
Coding region: 147-509 (120 amino acids)
Source: RefSeq, a predicted model, not a curated record